Molecule: messenger RNA, 1089 nt
Organism: Daphnia pulicaria
Lineage: Eukaryota; Metazoa; Arthropoda; Branchiopoda; Diplostraca; Daphniidae
Product: trypsin alpha-3-like
Exons: 8
Coding region: 100-939 (279 amino acids)
Biological process (GO): proteolysis
Molecular function (GO): serine-type endopeptidase activity
Source: RefSeq, a predicted model, not a curated record
AUAAAAAGUUCGUAUCGGCGUUAUGAACAGGUUUAAAAGCCCACUGUUUCUCCAUUUGGUCAUUAUUGUUCAUUUUGGCGUUACCCUGCACCUUACUCCAUGAUGCGUAUCACUUAUUUGACUCUUGGGCUAUUUUGCCUAGCCGGGUGCAUGUUUUCUAAUGCUCUUCCUGAAAUGAAAAAAUCCAAUACCGUUGAAACUGACUGGAAAAGUUUGAGAGAAGUAGAUGAUAAUGAAACUGAUCAUAUCGUUGGUGGGACCGCAGCUGCCGCAGGAGAAAUUCCUUACCAGGCUGCUUUACUUCUCGGAAAUAGCUUAUGUGGUGGAACCUUGAUUGCUCCCUCCAUUAUUUUGACAGCAGCUCAUUGCUUAGCCGGAAAAACUCAGGCAUCUGUGAGCUCAUUUACCGUAAGAGUUAAUACACUUGCAUUGAACGGCGCUACCGCUGGUUCAGUUAGUAGAGGAGUAUCGAAGUUCGUAAUUCAUCCUUCGUACACCUCUAGCACUAACGAUAACGAUCUUGCCCUAAUGAAAUUAGUCUCCCCUAUUACAAAUGUCAAGCUCGCUACCCUUCCAGCUGCUACAACAUCUUGCUCCCCAGCCAGCACUUACGCAGGUCAAUCGGCCCUUAUUUCCGGAUGGGGAACUACAUCUUCAGGGGGUAGCAUUUCUCAAACGCUGCUCAAGGCAAACGUUCAAGUUUUAGAUAAUACGGCCUGCAAGUUGCAAUACAGCACACUUACCAAUAACAUGAUCUGCGCUGCUGCUCCGGGUAAAGACACCUGUCAGGGUGACAGUGGUGGUCCAAUGAUGGUUGGAGGUGUUCAAGUUGGCAUAACCUCAUUCGGAAAUGGUUGUGCUCUGCCAAAUUUCGCCGGUGUGUACACCCGAGUAACCCAAUAUCUUGGCUGGAUUUCUUCCACCUCUGCCUCAAUGUAAAAAGGUUUUACAUGAGAUCAUCAGAAUUCCGAAAUAUGGAGCUGAACUGAAACUACCAAUUCUAUCUUUAAUACAACUUCCGCCUUUCAAUAUUAUAUUCUAUAAUUGACUAAUGCAUACUUUACGAAAUAGAUCAGCAAUAUUAACGCA